UUUAACAUGGUAUCAGAGCAAGGUUAAGGAUUUAGUAUUUUUUUCGCGUCACCAGCGGGCGGCAACCUCGCCUUGGCCGCCCGCCGGACCUCAACCUAGUCCGCUAGAAUUUUGCUACACAUACAUUCACUCCGCUGCCACAAAUUAUUUGAUCUUCUUGUUGCUACUGCUAACAAAUUCCAUGUCCACCGGAGCACCGCUCGGCGCCUCCGCCUACACAAACCUCCACGUGGUGGGGGACCUGGUGGCGCUGCUGGACGCCGUCGCGCAGGACCAGGACAAGGUGUUCGUAGUCGGCCCUGACUGGGGUGCGAUCAUCGCUUGGGCUCUCUGCUUGUAUAGACCUGACAAAGUGACAGCGUUGGUGAACAUGAGUGUUGUAUUCACUCGCAGAAGCCCUAAGUGGAAGCCCCUUGCGGCCUUGCAUGCCACUUAUGGAAACGACUACUACAUUUGCAGAUUUCAGGAACCUGGAGAAAUAGAAGCUGAGUUUCCUGAGAUGGGUACUAAAAGAGUUCUGAAGAAUUUUCUGACCUAUCGUAAUCCUGGUCCACUGUUUCUGCCUAAGGGCAAAGGCUUUGGAGAUUCACCUGAUACUCCAAUUGCCCUUCCCUCUUGGUUGUCCGAAGAAGAUGUUGAUUAUUAUGCUACCAAAUAUGAGCAGACUGGCUUUACUGGAGGUUUGAAUUAUUAUCGAGCUUUGGACCUAACCUGGGAACUGGCAGCACCAUGGACCGGGGUUCAAGUAGCAGUACCGGUUAAAUUCAUAGCGCCGAGUCUCUCUUCAAUCUCUGCAUGCAAACACACCCUCAAAUCCAUUUCAGAGCUCGCUUCUUCGAUCUUGCCUGACGGUGGCUGGCCGAAGCUCUUGCCGUUUAUGUUCCAGUGCGUCACGUCGGACAAUCCGAAGCUUCGCGAAUCGGCGCUGUUGAUUUUCGCGCAGUUGGCGCAGUACAUAGGGGAAACCCUAAUUCCUCAUUUGGAUACUCUGCACACUGUGUUUAUUCAGUGUUUGCUCUCUACUCUCACAUUCUCUCUCUCUCUCGGCUAGAAGAGGAAGGGAAUAAAAUAAAAUCAGAGGCGAGGUGGUGAGAGGAUGAUCUGCAAAGAUGGAUAUACAAAAAUAAAUAAAGACACAGGAGGGACUUGACCCUCUUCUCUCUCUCUCCACUUUAUCACAUGGGUUUUGUCCCCUCUUUUCGUUUCUUUUUUAUUUUACUAUUAUCUACCCACUCUUCUUUUCUUUAAACAUAAAACCCUCUCUCUCCUCAUUCAUUUUAUUAUUAUUAUGUACAUACUCAGAAUCCAAAACCCCACACACACAAACACAUAUAUAUUUUGCUUUCUUUUCAUUAGUUUAUACAUUUUGUUUCCUUCACCAUUUUUCCGUAAGAAAGAGAAAGGGGCACACCCAAUUUACUUUUCUUUUUUAAUCACACCCAUCCACCGCCCAAAUUUUAUUUUUUAUUAUAAAACUUAAUUGGUGCUCUCGAUUCACCCUGUUCCCCACUCCAUCCUUUAUUAUUUUUAUUCAUUAUUAUAAAUUCAUAUCAUCACCAUGCUUAUCAUUUCA
Molecule: messenger RNA, 1573 nt
Organism: Camellia sinensis
Lineage: Eukaryota; Viridiplantae; Streptophyta; Magnoliopsida; Ericales; Theaceae
Source: RefSeq, a predicted model, not a curated record